CACAGGGUCAAAAAGGGAAAUAACAAAAAGAAGAAAGAAGAGAAACUUCUGGAAAAAGGAAAGGAAGCCACAUACGCUCUUCUCGCACAUUCCUAUACUCUUUCCUUCUUGUGGUCCCCUUUCACUUUUUUAAAUUCCGAUUUUACCCUUUUCUUCUUCUUCGAUCUCUUUUUUUCUUUUUAUUUUUUUGUUGUUGUCUUCUGGAACUUCCGAUCUGUCUCUCCCCCAUCUCUCUCUCCUCUCUCUUUCUUAUCACUACGUUUCUCCCAGAACAUUCUAGAACUUCAUACCAUAAUCUCUCUCUCUCUCUAGCUUCGUGAUCAUCGUGUGUGUGUGUUUCAAUCACGGGUUCUGUCUGGAUUGUGACAAUCUCUUUCUUGGUUGGUGUAGAAAAAAAGAUUACGUCAAACUUUUGGAUUUGGUUCUAAUGGGUUUGUGAAAGACGUCUCCUUUCUCUUCUCUGUAUUGAGAUCUCAUGAUUCCAAGUUUCUUCAAAGCUCAUUUCCAUUGAUUUUUGAGGUGUGUCAGUGUCUGUGGAUCUAAAACUCAUGCCGGGGGAACAAACCGGAGAAACUCCGACGGUGGCCGGAGUAGGAGGCGGUGGAGCUGGUUGUAGCGCCGGGAAUAGUGGUGGAAGUAGUGGAUGUGGUGCUGGCGGCGGUGGUGGUGGUAGUGGUGGAGGUGGCGGAGGAGGAGGAGAUUCGCAGAGGUCAAUUCCGACGCCGUUUUUGACGAAAACGUAUCAGCUUGUGGAAGAUCCGGUUUACGACGAAUUGAUAUCGUGGAACGAAGAUGGAACAACUUUUAUUGUGUGGCGACCAGCUGAAUUCGCAAGAGAUCUUCUUCCCAAAUACUUCAAACACAACAAUUUCUCUAGUUUUGUUCGUCAGCUCAAUACUUACGGAUUUCGAAAAGUAGUUCCAGAUCGUUGGGAGUUUUCUAAUGACUGUUUUAAGAGAGGUGAGAAGAUUCUGCUUCGGGAUAUUCAACGGCGGAAAAUCUCUCAGCCUGCUCUGGCCGCGGCCGCUGCAGCAGCGGCGGCAGCAGUAGUGGCUUCGGCUGUUACGGUGGCAGCGGUUCCUGUUGUAGCUCACGCUGUUUCUCCGUCGAACUCUGGAGAAGAACAGGUUAUAUCAUCUAAUUCUUCGCCUGCGGCUGCAGCCGCUGCUAUAGGAGGAGUGGUUGGUGGUUCUUUGCAGAGGACAACGAGCUGCAUCACUGCACCAGAGCUGGUUGAGGAGAAUGAGCGAUUGAGGAAAGAUAAUGAGCGAUUGAGGAGAGAGUUGACAAAGUAUAAAGGAUUAUAUGCGAAUAUCUACACAUUAAUGGCGAAUUUCACACCGGGUCGAGAAGAUUGUGCGCAUUUGUUAGCAGAAGGGAAACCUUUAGAUCUUUUACCGGAGAGACAAGGGAUGAGUGAAGCCAUGGCAAUGGCUUCUAGAAUAGAGACAGGGAUUGGUUUGAAACUUGAUGAGGAUUUGACUCCGAGGUUGUUUGGGGUUUCUAUUGGGGUUAAGCGAGCAAGGAGAGAAGAAGAAUUGGGUGCUGCAGGGGAAGAGGAUGAUGAUAGACGAGAAGCGGUUGCCCAAGAGGGAGAACAAAGUUCUGAUGUUAAGGCAGAGCCCAUGGAGGAGAAUAACCCCGCUAACCAUAAUGGGUCGUGGCUUGAACUCGGAAAAUGAAAACACUUACCAGUUCAGAGGAUUUGUUGUAUAUGCAAGAAACUGAUACUGAUCCCCAUUGAGUAGGCAAGCCAUUGUACUGUCCCAGACGGAAAAUGGGGAUAUGUUGGUCAUAAGAACAAUGGCUCUGAGAACAAAGGUUCAUUGAGUUAGGGUACAAAGGUAUCUAAAAACACAGGUUCUACCAUCCUGAGUUGUUCCUGAUUUCAGAUGUUGCCUCCUGAAUCUUCUUCUUGAUGGAACUGAAACUAUUCUGGCUUGUUGUGCUCCAGUGGGUGGAUGUGCUUCUCACGAUUUCGGAUAAAGCAGGCAGAUUCGAGGUUACAUCUUCAUACUCUGCAACAAAGAGCACGAAUCAAUGGUUUUAAAUCAUUAUGUUCUUUUUAGUCCAAAACAAUUGUAGCUCGCUGACUUGUAAUGAUCUUAAUGAAAUUUAUAUUUCUAUUUUUUAUUUAAA
Messenger RNA from Arabidopsis lyrata subsp. lyrata, 2139 nucleotides. RefSeq names its product heat stress transcription factor B-2b. The record is from RefSeq and is a predicted model, not a curated record. NCBI's taxonomy places the organism in Eukaryota, Viridiplantae, Streptophyta, Magnoliopsida, Brassicales, Brassicaceae. Gene Ontology annotation, cellular component: nucleus. Bases 549 to 1682 code for a protein of 377 amino acids. Gene Ontology annotation, molecular function: RNA polymerase II cis-regulatory region sequence-specific DNA binding; DNA-binding transcription factor activity. Gene Ontology annotation, biological process: regulation of transcription by RNA polymerase II. The transcript is spliced from 3 exons.